UUGAAUUCCACUCUCUCUCUCUCUCUCUCUCUCUCUCUCUCUCUCUCCUAAUAAGCGCAACUUCAUUCGUCAAUCGGCUUGGCACGAUGUCGGGGAAAAGGAAGAGGAAGUUGAAAUUGUUAAGCAAUACAAUCAUUGACAAUAGAAGAGCAGAUACUGAGUUGAAAAAUGAAAAUUUGGAGCUGCAAACCUGGGCUGAUCUCCCUGCCGAACUCUUAGAAUUGAUAUUGUCCUGUUUGAUUCUAGCGGAUAAUAUCCGUGCUUCUGUUGUUUGCAAGAGAUGGCAUUCUGUUGCCAGUGCUGUACGUGUAGUAAACCAAUCACCGUGGCUUAUGUAUUUUCCAAAAUUUGGGAACUGUUAUGAAUUCUAUGACCCUUUGCAGCGUAAGACCUAUUCCCUUGAGUUGCCAGAGUUGAAUGAAUCUAGAGUUUGUUAUACAAAAGAUGGUUGGUUAUUGUUGUAUCGGCCCAGAACUCACCGAGUGUUCUUCUUUAACCCCUUUACCUGGGAGCUAAUCAAACUGCCAAGAUUCGAGGUGACAUACCAGAUCGUUGCCUUCUCUUGUGCUCCAACAUUACCUGGCUGUGUUCUGUUUACUGUUAAGCAUGUUAGUCCUACUGUUGUAGCUAUUAGCACAUGUUAUCCUGGGGCGACGGAAUGGACCACUGUUAAUUACCAAAAUCGCUUGCCCUUUGUUAGUAGCAUAUGGAAUAAGGUUGUGUUUUGCAACGGGCUCUUUUAUUGUCUGAGUCUCACAGGUUGGCUUGGGGUGUUUGACCCAGUUGAACGUACGUGGAGUGUUCUGGCAGUACCUCCACCAAAAUGCCCAGAUAAUUUUUUUGCCAAAAACUGGUGGAAGGGGAAAUUUAUGACAGAGCAUGAAGGAGAUAUAUUAGUAAUUUAUACAUGUUUUAGUGAAAACCCCAUUAUUUUUAAGUUAGAUCGGACAUUAAUGCAAUGGAAAGAGAUGAGAACACUAGAUGGUGUAACUCUUUUUGCUAGUUUUUUGUCAUCUCAUUCAAGGACAGACCUCACUGGAAUAAUGAGAAACAGUGUCUACUUCUCCAAAGUUCGUUUCUAUGGAAAGCGUUGCAUAUCAUUCUCUCUUGAUGACUAUAGAUACUAUCCCCGUAAGCAGUGUCAUGACUGGGGAGAACAAGACCCUUUUGAGAACAUCUGGAUUGAGCCACCAAAGGACUUCUCUGCCUGUAUGUGAAGAAUUUUAGUGAAACAAAUCCCGUGUACAAAGAUGAAAACAUACAACUACGCUCCUGAAAAUUUUAAAAACAUACUUGGUAAACCUUGUCUGGGCAAGUCUGUGCUGAGCCGAUCUGUGAUGGGUAAAUGGUUAUUUAGCUGUUUGUCAAAAGUGUUGUCUGUGCCAACCUUACGAUUGGUUCCCUUUUCUUUGGGUUGAACUGGUUGGUUGGCCAAUCUGUUGAUUGAUCAUAUAUCUUGUUUUCAAAUAAGGGGUGGGGAAAAGAAUCUUUGUUUUGUCAAAUUGAAAUGUCAUGAGAUUAUAGUAUACUUUACCUGAUCAUGUGGAGUAUUUAUUCCCCUCGAUCUUUCACUUUAUUGUUUGUUCCUUGUGCAUGUCAAUGGUUGAACAACAUUGCCUAACAUGAUAUCUAU
Messenger RNA from Gastrolobium bilobum, 1633 nucleotides. Its product is annotated as F-box/kelch-repeat protein At1g57790-like. The transcript is spliced from 3 exons. Lineage: Eukaryota; Viridiplantae; Streptophyta; Magnoliopsida; Fabales; Fabaceae. Bases 87 to 1217 code for a protein of 376 amino acids. The record is from RefSeq and is a predicted model, not a curated record. Gene Ontology annotation, molecular function: protein binding.